Messenger RNA from Suillus plorans, 2433 nucleotides. Its product is annotated as nucleotide-diphospho-sugar transferase. Gene Ontology annotation, cellular component: eukaryotic translation initiation factor 2B complex. The coding region runs from base 1 to 2433 and encodes 810 amino acids. The record is from RefSeq and is a predicted model, not a curated record. Gene Ontology annotation, molecular function: guanyl-nucleotide exchange factor activity; translation initiation factor activity; translation initiation factor binding. The transcript has 10 exons. Gene Ontology annotation, biological process: biosynthetic process. Lineage: Eukaryota; Fungi; Basidiomycota; Agaricomycetes; Boletales; Suillaceae.
AUGUCUCCGAACACAACUUCCUCUACUGGCAAGGAUAAAUUGAUCGCAGAUGAAGAAGAGGUUCUGCAAGCUGUUGUUCUAGCAGAUAGUUUUAACAAACGAUUCAAGCCGCUAACCACGCACAAACCUCGAUGCCUGCUGCCGAUAUGCAAUGCUCCAUUGCUGGACUGGACGUUCGAAAGCCUUGCUCUAGCUGGCGUACAAGAGAUCUUCGUGAUAUGUAGAUCACAUGCGGAACUGGUCAAGACUGCGAUCAAGAAUUCGAAGUGGUCCAAGCCUGGCGCGGGCCUCAAGAUCGUCCCAAUCGUGACUGCGAAAGAGACGUUCACGCCUGGCGAUGCCAUGCGCGACAUCUACACCCAUGGCAUCAUCACUUCAGAUUUCGUGCUCGUCACCGGUGACCUCGUGAGCAACAUACAUAUAGGCGAUGUUGUUCGCGAGCACAAAGAGAGGAGAAAAAUGGACAAGGACGCUAUAAUGACGAUGGUAGUCAAACAGAGUGGCGUAAACCAUCGGACGCGUUCGAAAGGCGAUUCUGCGGUGUUUGUGAUAGAUCCAGAGACAUCAAAGUGCCUUCAUUAUGAGGCAGUGACUGGGUACCCGCCAAAGAAAUACGCAAGCAUACCACGCGAAAUCCUGAAUGAACACCCUGAGGUGGAGAUCCGAAAUGACUUGAUUGAUUGUUCGAUAGAUAUAUGCUCUGUAGAGGUGCCGUCACUGUUCCAGGACAACUUUGACUACGGGGAUGUACGGAGGGAUUUCGUUCAUGGCGUCCUUACGUCUGACCUGCUCAUGAAAAGUAUCUAUUGCUAUGUCGCCAAAGAGGGUUAUGCUGCUCGUGUCAGGGAUACCAGGAGUUAUGACUCCAUCAGCAAAGACAUUCUUUCAAGAUGGACAUUCCCUUUGGUGCCAGACGAUAACCAUCCUGGCGGCCACUCGUACGAGCAUCUACGAGGAAACAAAUACAUUGCCAAGGAUAAUUCAGUGAUACUCUCCCGGACGUGCAAGAUCGGAAACAACACGCUGAUCGGUUCAAAAUCGCAGAUAGCUGAUAAUGCUCAGGUCACGGCAUCUGUUCUUGGCCAGCGAUGCAUUGUUGGCGCGGGCAGUAUAGUCCGCAACUCUUAUCUCUUCGAUGGAGCGGUCAUCGGACCGAAUUGUGUCGUCGAGCACAGUAUAAUUGGGUCAGGGGUACACAUCAAGGAGCGCACUCAUGUUGAGCGCGGAUGUUUGAUUGCUGAUGGCGUCGUCGUCGGUCCGCAGGCGAAACUUGCGCCGUUUUCAAGAUUGUCUAAGCGGCGGCAGGACAGCGAUGAGGAAGAUGAAGAAUUCGAAGAUGCAGAAGAACAUUUCGAAGAAGAAGAAGAUGGUGACGACGAAGGCGAAGAUGGUGACGACGAAGAUGAGGUCGACUCAGAGCUAGAGGACGUAGAAGCAAACCAAGAUCCUAAAGCUCUUGCAAAACUUGGUUCUGACACCAAUGCGAUCAUUUGGCCACUGCCGGUUGUUGACGAGGACGAGGCCAUUGACGACUUGGAACACCCUGAUAACCAGCGCUUAAUGCGAAUAGGCGACAAUGCAUCAGAUCUGGUCCUUUCUGAUCCUGGCUCUGUCACUUCAUCAGAGUCGGAGUCAGAUUCUGACGAUGACGAUGAUGACGAGCACUUUUACGAUUCCAACCCCGCUUCCUCAACCACUUCGCUUCCGCUCAGCACACCUUCGAAUCUGGUUGCACAAGCAGACUCGGCAGUAAUAUCAGAGUUCCAGCAGGAAGUCAAACAGUCGCUCGAUCGUGCUUUUGCCGAAGGCCAUUCUGUCGAUAACGCCGCCGUGGAACUAAAGACGCUACGUAUGGCGAGCAAUGUAUCUCUCCGCCUAGUGCGGGAGGCCGUGAUCGCAGCCAUGGUAAGCCGGAUCAAAAUUAUAGCGGGCGGAGGCAUUCCGCAACGACAGGAGAUUGCUAGUAUGAUUGCCCGAUGGGGAGGGUUGAUUGACAAGAUUGGAGGGGUAGAUCCUGUGGAAACUGUCGAGAUCCUUCAGGAAUAUUGCGCUUCAUCGGAUCGCUUGCCCUUGUUUGGUCAGAUUCUUGCUGCGCUCUACCAGGACGAUAUAGUCGACGAAGAUGACAUUCGCGCAUGGCAUGGAAUGUCCAAGUCUCAAGGCCAGGGCGUCAAGCCUGCGACUCUGCAAGACUGUUAUAACAAAUGCUGGGUCACUGGAGCCCAUAUGAUAAAACAGUUUGAUGAACAGGACAGUGAUGAAGAAUCGGAGGAAGACUCGGACGAGGGCAGCGAAACGAGGGAACCUGCUGUCAAAAAUCCAGUUACAAAGGAGCUCCCUUUGGCAGGCGGGAAUUCUUCGGAAGAGGGUUCGUGCGAGGAAAGCUCGGACGAAGAGGACGAGGGUGACACUGACGAGGAUGACAGUGAAUAA